UCAACAGGAGGAGGAGGUGGCGCGUGGGGCCAUUUGAAGUAGGACGCAGGGAGCCUCGUGCCGCCGCGCUGUUCUGAUAGGUGGAGGAGCUCGCGCUAGACAGGUUUUACCUGCGCAGAGCUAAUGAGAGCGCGCGGAGCCUCUCUGCAGACAGGGAGCGGUCUGCGCCACCGGGACUGGUUUUUUUUUCUUCUUCUUUUUCUAUAAGUGCUGCAGAUGUGUUUAUUUUUUAUUUAUUCUCCUAAUUUAAUGCAACAAGCAGCGGAUAUGUUCUGCCCUGGCGGCGGAGUGGGGAUGUAACCUGUUUGAAGUGAGCCCACAGCCCGCGUGGAGCCAGUUGUUGGGACGUGGAGUCAAUCUAAACCGAUCCAGUGGUUUUUGUUUUUGGAUGUAAAGCGGCGGCAGAGGUCCUUCCUCUUACCUCCAACAUGACUUCACUGUCAGGGACUAAGGAGAGGGGCAGCCGGAGCAGAAAAUAUGGGAUGCCUGACACUUCACCAACCAAAGCUGCCUCCUUUUUCCCGGAAACGUGGUACCGAAAGGCCUACGAGGAAACCGCCCGCUCCGGCAUACGCCCGGCCCCAGAGGGUGCUGGCUCCAUGCCCAGCUCCACCGGCACUCCGUCCCCAGGCUCUGGGAUCUCAUCCCCGGGAUCCCUCUCUGGAUCUCCUGGAACCACCUCUCCGUGCAUCGGCACAGGGUCUCCGGGUUCUCUUGGAGGCUCUCCAGGCUUUGGGACGGGAUCGCCUGCCUCGGGCAGUGGAAGCUCCCCUGGCAGUGAAAGGGUGAUCUGGUGUGAGAACUGCAACGCUCGACUGACUGAGCUGAAACGACAAGCUCUCAAACUGCUCAUCCCUGGUCCGUACUCCAGCAAGGACCCCUCGUUCUCACUCCUCCUCCACGAUAAGCUCCAGGUGCCCAACAGUUCUCAGCGGGCGUGGAACGAGCGCGACAGCCGCUGCGAUGUCUGCGCCACGCACCUCACUCAGCUCAAACAGGAAGCCGUGCGCCUGGUUCUGACUCUGGACCAAUGGGAUUUGUCUCCCAGCUCCUCUCCUCCAGCCCUGAUUGGACCAUAUGGAUCUCAUGGACUUCCCGGACAAACAGGAGCAUCUGGAGCAGCAGGAGGUCAGUUUCUUUCCUCCUCUGUUGCUGCUGCGUCGCUCCCUUCUCAGUCAUCCACCCAGUCACCUUCUCCCAGCCUGAGCCAGACUCCGACGCCAAGCCCAAGCCAUGGACCACCCAACUCCAGCCAGGGGAGCCCCUCAGUGGCACCGACAUCCAGCUGUGCUUCGACAAACCCACAACUUCAAGGUGCAGGGCACCGACUGGGUUCCAAACCCAGAUCCCUGGGUCUGGGAGCUGGUGCUGACAAACGGAGUGGAUCCCCGAUUUCAUCUAAAUCUGCUGGUGCCCAACAGCAGCAGCCAGUGACCGCAGUAAACAGCCCCAGUAAUAAUGAUGGGAACAGCUGUAAUAACAGCAGCGGAGCUGUCCUGAGUACAGCUGCUCUGCAGGCCCAUCAGCACCAGAGCCGAACUAAUGGAGGGGUUACACUCUAUCCAUAUCAGAUCUCCCAGAUGAUCUCUGAGGCGUCACGAGAAGGAGGAAACGAAGCGGCGUUGAACCGCUGCAACUCGCACUCUCCUGCUCACACUAACUCACCAUCACACACCAGUUCUCCCUGCAACACACCAGCUGUCCCCACCGCAGCGCCUACUGCCACCUCUGCCGCUGCCUCCUUCUUUGCCAGAGCGGCUCAGAAGUUGAACUUGGCGUCCAAGAAGAAGAAACAGAAAAGUGCAGCCCUCGCGGCUCCAGUGGCGUCGUCUCCUCUGUCAUGUGACCCUCCUCUGUUCCCGACAAACUUCAGCUCUGCCUUGUUGAAGGCACCUCCGCCUGCUCCUCCUUGCCUUCUCCGUGCAGCCAAUAAGAUCAAAGAUACACCUGGGCUUGGAAAGGUAAAGGUGAUGGUGCGAGUGUGCCCGGUGUCUCCCUCCGACGCAGCAGAGUCCAGUUCUUUCCUGAAAGUGGAUCCCAGAAAGAAGCAGAUCACCAUCAUGGACCCGUCUGUCAAUCAGACUGCGGGCGCCGCCUCCCAGAAGAGAGCAGGAACCAAUCAGGUUCCGCCAAAGAUGUUCAGCUUCGAUGCUGCCUUCCCUCCUGAUGCGUCCCAGGCGGAGGUCUGUGCAGGAACGGUUGCUGAGGUCAUUCAGUCUGUGGUGAACGGAGCUGAUGGCUGUGUCUUCUGCUUUGGACACUCCAAACUGGGAAAAUCAUACACAAUGAUUGGCCAUGAUGACUCUCUUCAGACUCUGGGUAUUAUCCCCUGUGCCAUCUCCUGGUUGUUUAAGCUCAUCAAUGAAAGAAAGGAGAAAACAGGAGCGCGCUUUUCUGUUCGCGUCUCUGCUGUUGAGGUUUGGGGAAAGGAAGAGAACUUGAAGGAUUUGCUGUCUGAGGUGGCCACGGGAAGCUUACAAGACGGGCAGUCACCUGGAGUCUAUCUGUGUGAGGAUCCUAUCUGUGGCAUGCAGCUGCAGAACCAGUCUGAACUUCGUGCUCCCACCCCAGAAAAGGCAGCCUGGUUCCUGGACGCGGCCAUAGCAGCUCGCCACAGCAGCCAGCGGCCCGACACCACAGAGGAAGAACACAGGAACUCUCAUAUGCUCUUUACUUUACACAUUUACCAGUAUCGCAUGGAGAAGACAGGCAAAGGAGGGAUGUCAGGAGGUCGCAGUCGUCUCCACCUGCUGGAUCUGGGCAGCUGCGACGUUAAAGCUCUCGAAGGAGCAGGAGGAAAGAACAAGGAGAACUCCUCAGCCUCUCUGUGUCUUUCUCUGUCAGCCCUCGGGAACGUGAUCUUGGCCCUGGUCAACGGGAGCAAACACAUCCCGUACAAGGACAGCAAGUUGACCAUGUUGCUAAGGGAGUCGCUAGGCAACAUGAACUGCCGGACCACCAUGAUUGCUCACAUCUCCGCCUCGCCCAGAGAUUUCUCAGAGACCCUCUCCACCAUCCAGAUUGCUUCGCGCGUCCUCCGCAUGAAGAAGAAGAAAACUAAAGUCACCGUGCAAUACACAUCCAGCUCCUCUGGAGGAGAAAGCUCCUGCGAGGAGGGUCGUAUGCGUCGUCCGACCCACCUGCGCCCCUUCCAUCAUCGUGGCGACACCGACUCUGAACUGCCGCUGCUCAGACUGUCCAGCGACCCUGAUGAAUACUCCAGCAGCGAGCAGUCAUGUGACACCGUGAUCUAUGUGGGUCCAAACGGGGCCGCUGUGUCGGACAGAGAGCUGACCGACAACGAGGGACCUCCAGAGUUUGUUCCCAUCAUUCCAGCUUUGCUGCAAAGAAAAACGUCAGAGCAGCAGCAAACACCGAGUCAAGGAACCAGAGUGCAGAACAAGACAGAGGAGCAGUCUGACGGCGCCUCCCAGCCUCUGUCGCAGCCCUCUCAGUCACUGCUCGGUCAGCCGUUGGCACCCGUCCCAGAGGAAGGAGCUGAAUGCCUGAAGUGCAACACGUUUGCUGAGCUGCAGGAGAGACUGGACUGCAUUGAUGGCAGCGAGGAGGUUUCAAAGUUUCCUUUUGAAGAGGUUCCAGCGAGCAAACAAAGUGCCAGAAAAGAGUCGUGUCCUUCAUCAUCUGCAGCUGUGCUAGACACAGAAGCCAAAAUAGCAGCAGCGUCCAGGAAGAGGAGCAAUGACCAGCAGCUGCAGGAGAUCAAGGAGGUGGUGGAGGAGGCAGAGCUGGCCCAGACAAUAAUUCACAGCCUGGCUCAGGUAGCUGGAUGCCCCGUAGUUACCAGCUCCAGGAGUGUGACAGGAAGCAGCAGCAUCACCUCUAACCCGCUGAACAGAGCCAAAAGCUUACAUGACAGCCAUGAGAAUCUGAGUGCAGUUGGUAACACCGAGGGAAAGGGGCGCCCUCUGGGAUCUCCUCGCCUCGGCAUUGCAAGCCUGACUAAAACCUCUGAGUACAGGCCUCCGUCGUCUCCAUCUCAGAGGAGUAAGGUGUACACUCAGAAGGGUGUGAUGCCGGCCACGCCUCCUCAGUCCUCACACACUCUGGCUCAGGACAGCCAGGCUACAGAUGCUCUGACUUCAGACAACAGUUUGGCUGCAGACAGCGGGCGAUCCUCCACUGAGUCGCUGCUGUCCAGGACAUCUCCUGCAGGCAUGAGUCCACAGGUCCAGGAGGCAGCUCCUUCUCUCUCUGCCAGCCUGGGCUCAGCGGAGACCCUAUGCGAUGAUGACGUUCCACCAAUACCUUUGGACACACACAAGGAUGGACCAGCAGUGUCUGUUGGAGCAGGAGGACCUCUCUUGCUUGGGCAAGAUGAACUGGUGUACACUGUGGUCCCUGGAGGGGAGGAGGACAUUGUUACGGUUCUUAUUAAAGCGCACGGCUUGGCCUGUCGUCCAGCGAGUAUUGUUAGCUUCAACAGUGACUGCGGCUCUGAAGCUGCGCUCGCUUCAGACUCUCAACUCAUCAGCAUCGUCGGUACUACAGAAGGAGAAAACUAUCACGUGCCUCCAGGUCUUGCUACAGCCUCUGGGGUUAAAGAGGUGGUGGCCAUGGCAGAGGUGGCAAUGGCCAAGCUACGGGUUGGUGAACCUUUAGCCACAGGGAUGUCUAACUCUGGUUCCACUGUUUCCUCCUGGAUGAGUGAUCUUAGUGAGGCCGAUCAGUCUCUUCACAGUUUCAGCCAGUCUCAGAGUCAGCAAGGAGAGGCUCUGGCUGAUCCUGAGAUGAGUCUUGAAGCUGUAGGUUUUGGCAAGGCAAACACAAGAAGAGGGAGUCUGGAUGGAGAGCUGGUUCUGUCGGAGAACACGUCCGACAAAAGCACGCCAAACAAAGACAAGUUCAGAAAGCUGCCUCCUUCGAUGGCUAAAACAAACAUUCAAACCCUCUCUCCUUUCAGGAGCACCAAAAGCGUUUACCCGUGUGCGACUGUCAAACCUAUGAUUAUACAGGAGCCUACGAUCCUCUCCUCACCCACAAAAGCACAGUUUAUGAAAGAACCUAUCAAAUCCAAUUCAGCCAUUUUAGCCUCCAUUUCCAGUGAGAUGAGCUUUGAAGACCCCUGGUUGAAGCGUGAAAUGGAAGAGGGAAGGUCCAGAGACCUUGUAUGUGAAGUGAAGCCAGAAAUAAGGGAGGUACAAACUUUAAAGAACAGCUUGGGAGAGAAAGUUGUUGGUGGGAAUGAAGACCAGCAGUGUUUCUGCACAGAUGGUGGGGAUCAUAGCAGUUCAGGUUCAGGAGGGGAGGUGGUGUCGUCUCCAGACUCCUUUAAGAGAGUGGUGGAUGGUUGUGAAAUGGUCACUGUUGUUGCCCAAGGUGAAUAUCUGACUGGUCUCUACAACCCAGAGAUCCACCACACGGGCAGCCUUCCCCGUGGGUGGCACCGCCUCAACCACCACGAUGGUUUAGACAGUGGACUGGAGUACCGCAAUCUUGGCGUCACCACUUCAACUCCCUGCAGUCCGCGUGCCACCCUCGACCGCCUGGGAUCAAGUGCGAAACAAGGCUUUUUCUCCCACAAGAAGGGGGGAAUCCCACCUUUACCGCCGGUGAGAAAGUCUAGCCUUGACCAGCGGAACAGGGCAGCCAGCCCCCUCCACCAACUCAGCCAUGGAGUCUCAUCGGUGGGCAGCCCAGCAGAUAACGCAGGGACAUCUGGGUGUGUCUAUGCAGGAAUCGCCAGACAGCGUGGCUCUAGCAUAGACAGCAGCAGGCUUUUCAGCGCCAAGCUGGAACAACUGGCCAACAGAACAAACUCUCUGGGCCGGGCCCACAGCUCACAUGGUGGCUCUCAUCACUACGACUGCUUCUCUCUGGAAAGAGGCGAGAGCCUUAGAGGAGGGAUGAGAGGGGACACCACAUUGCCUCGCUCUGGACGUAGCCUCACUCGUGCUGGAUCAGUGUCCUCUCCUACGGGAAACCCCAGCAGCCCUAGUUUUAGUGGAAGUUCUGGUCCAAGCAGCGCACCGCAGUCACCUGCCAAAACCAGCAGCCAGUCAAAGAUCUCAGCUGUCAGUAAGUUGUUAAUGACCAGCAGUCCUAAAGCCAGGAGCCUUUCUGCUUCCAGCACCAAGACCCUGAGCUUCUCCACCAAGUCUUUAAACCAGACUACCAGCCGCAGCUCCAGCCUUCCACCUAACGGAAAGAAUUCAGCCCAGGGUCCACUGCAGCAGCAGGGACCGGCCCCUGGAUCAUGGUCUACCCAGUCUCUGAGCCGCAGUCGAGGGGGAAGCCUCACAGCCAAACUGCCUCUGCGGGCUGUCAACAGCAGAAUCUCAGAGCUGCUUCAGGGUAGUGCAGGAUCUCGGUCUAGGAAUCAUGUCCAGGGUGGCGGCACAGAUCGAACAGAGACGAAGGAAACUGGAGGGACGAGUGGGGGAGGAGCAGGAGGAGAUGGUGCAGGAGAAGAGAAGGUAGCCGUGGUUCAAACGCUGCCUUCUCCCUACAGCAAGAUCACAGCCCCAAGAAAACCACACCGCUGCAGCAGUGGCCACGCAAGUGACAACAGCAGCGUGCUGAGCGGUGAGCUGCCCCCAGCCAUGGGCAAAACAGCCUUGUUUUACCACAGUGGAGGCAGCAGCGGCUACGAGAGCAUGCUGCGAGACAGCAGCGAGAAUACUGGAAGCACCUCCUCGGCUCAAGACUCCCUCAGCGAGCACAGUUCAGCCACCACCUCCUCCCGACGGAGCUCCAAGAGCAGCAAGAAGAGCAGGAGCAGCACAGGUCUCCAGCGUCGACGUCUCAUCCCAGCUUUGACCUUGGACUCCUCCUCCUCUUCAUCACCUUCUCAGCGCUCUUCUAAACAGGCCAUCACGUCAUCUUCCUCGUCCUCCUCGAGUCCAGGAGCAUGCUGGGUAGAUGGCCCACUGGGACCCCCCGCGUCCUCCAACCACCGCGGGGCGGCCACAGCAACAGAAACAUUUGAGAUCAAAGUGUACGAGAUAGACGAUGUCGAGCGACUGCAGAAGAGGAGGGACAAGGGAGGAGGCAAGGAGGUGGUGUGCAUCAGCGCCAAGCUCCGGCUGCUGGAGCACCGCCAGCAGCGAAUCAGUGAAGUCCGAGCCAAGUACCAGUGUCUGAAGAAGGAGCUGGAGCAAACCAAACAGCACUUGAUGCUGGAGCCACACAAAUGGACCACUGAGUUUGAGCUGCAGCAGCCCUACGAUGUGGACUCUGUGGAGUAUUUAGAAGCUCUGGAGAGCGUGACAGACAAACUGGAGACCAGAGUCAACUUCUGCAAAGCCCAUCUGAUGAUGAUUACCUGCUUUGAUGUUUCCUCAAGACAUCGGUAGACGGAUGAAGUGAUGGUGAGGAGGAAGACUCACAGCUGGAGUCAAUAAGAUGCAAAUAUUCAGACCGUUUGCAGCAAAUAUUUAAACAUAUUGUAAAAAUAAACCUCUUUUUAACUAUUGCUGCCCAGCACGUCGGGUGAUUGGAAAUAAGGAAGACAAAGGACCCAUGGAGAAAGUGACCCUCAAUGACAAUCCUCCAGGUGUGAAACAGAAAGAAAGAUGCAAGACAGAUAAAAACUAUUAUGUUUAAAUGAAAUAUGGCUCAAAAAGGCAGAAAGAUGGUUGUGAGAACAUUACAAAAAAGGUACCAGUGAACGAAUAAAGAUGCCUCAAACACUGAGCUGAACUUUAAGGAAUGGACGCAGAAGAAACAAGACAAAAAUGGACAUUUACAAAACAUGGGGGAAGAACAAACGUAACUUUUUGAAAGAGCACUUUUGACCAUAAAAAGCAGCGUGCUCGCCUCAGAGUGAUGCAGUUAUUGUACUAACUCACCGAGAAGAAAAACAGGUGGAGAUGAUUUAGAUAAGUGCCUUGUGAACAUUUAUAACAAAAACCAAGACCAACUCUCCUUUGCUCUGUUUUUUUAAUGUACAUGCAGUAUGUCUGGUGCUAGCAUAGUAAAACACCACAAAGUCGGCGUCCUUGGAACAUUUUACAUUAUCGCCUUUUCCAAAAUGUGAUGUUUUCUCAUGGUUUAGUGUUUGAUAAAAUGAGAGCCAACAUUCUAUGUUUCAGUCUUUGGUAGGAGAUCUGAAACAAAGACCUGCAAGAUGAAAACACCAACUUGUUCAAAAUGCAAAAAUAAACAAAUGCACAGAAUCUGUGUUAAAGCAGGAAGAAGUAUAAAGUGAAUUUGUGAUGAAGUUUACUCCUAAAUGAUUCUGACAAACACAAAGUCUGGAUUUCUACCAUUCGGUGCAUCCCUGCAGUUUGUCUCCUGAUCCAGAUGCACACUGCAAAAAAUGUCCACCUAACCAAGUUUUAAAAUCUUAUAUCCAGCUAUAAAGUCUUUUUGAUCUUG
This is a messenger RNA of Austrofundulus limnaeus, 8337 nucleotides long. RefSeq names its product kinesin family member 26Ba (gene kif26ba). Bases 429 to 7313 code for a protein of 2294 amino acids. The record is from RefSeq and is a predicted model, not a curated record. Lineage: Eukaryota; Metazoa; Chordata; Actinopteri; Cyprinodontiformes; Rivulidae. The transcript is spliced from 28 exons. Gene Ontology annotation, molecular function: microtubule motor activity; ATP binding; microtubule binding. Gene Ontology annotation, biological process: microtubule-based movement.